CAAUUCAAUUUUGAAAAACAGGGGGAGAGAGAUUUAAAAUAAAGCUUAAUUGCACUGCUGCUUCUGCUCCCACUGUAGCCACACAUGUCUCUCUCUUCCCUUUAAAGCCUCAGCUCUCCCCUCUCCACCUCCCUCUAAGCUCUAAUGGCCAUCUCUCCACUUCUCUUCCUCUCCUUAUUCUUCUUCUUCUCAUUUCUCCCAUUCCUUCCUUUCUAUUCAGCUUCAGCCUCAGCUCUUCAUAGGACUUACAUUGUCUUCGUCCAACACGACGCCAAGCCCUCUGUUUUCCCAACCCACAAGCACUGGUACGACUCGUCCCUCAGAUCCCUAUCCUCCACCAUUCAAACCACGUCUCAUUCCGAAACUAGUAGGAUUCUCCACACCUACGAGACUGUGUUUCAUGGGUUUUCUGCAAAGCUAUCUCCUUUGGAGGCUGACCAGCUCCAAAAGGUGUCUGGUAUUGUUGGGGUUAUUCCUGAGCAGGUCAGGGAAUUGCAGACCACUAGGUCUCCUCAGUUUCUGGGGUUGAAGACGACGGAUAGUGCUGGGUUGUUGAAGGAGUCUGAUUUUGGGUCCGAUCUGGUGAUCGGAGUUAUUGAUACUGGGAUCUGGCCGGAGAGGCAGAGUUUCAAUGACAGAAAUUUGGGUCCAGUUCCGGCGAAGUGGAAGGGGGAGUGUGUGGGUGGGAAGGAUUUUCCGGCUACUUCGUGUAACCGGAAGUUGAUCGGAGCGAGGUUCUUUUGUGGUGGGUACGAGGCUACAAAUGGUAAGAUGAACGAAACGUUGGAGUCCCGUUCGCCGCGGGACUCCGACGGGCACGGUACCCACACUGCGUCGAUCGCCGCCGGGAGGUACGUGUUUCCGGCCUCCACUCUCGGCUACGCUCGUGGCGUCGCGGCGGGGAUGGCUCCCAAAGCCCGCCUCGCCGCUUACAAGGUUUGCUGGAAUGCUGGCUGCUACGACUCCGACAUUCUCGCUGCGUUCGACGCCGCCGUCGCCGACGGAGCCGACGUCGUGUCCCUCAGCGUUGGUGGCGUCGUAGUCCCCUACUACCUCGAUUCUAUCGCCAUCGGCGCCUUCGGAGCUUCCGACCACGGAGUGUUCGUUUCCGCCUCCGCCGGCAAUGGAGGCCCCGGCGGCCUCACCGUCACUAAUGUCGCACCCUGGGUCACAACCGUCGGCGCCGGAACAAUGGAUCGUGAUUUCCCCGCCAACGUAAAGCUCGGAAACGGAAAGUUGAUUCCGGGCGUAAGCGUCUAUGGCGGACCUGGGUUGGCCCCUGGGCGGCUCUAUCCUCUGAUAUACGCUGGAAGUGUAGGUGGCGAUGGAUACUCAUCAUCACUCUGCUUGGAAGGAUCCUUAGAUCCCAGUUUCGUAAAAGGAAAAAUCGUAUUAUGUGACAGAGGAAUCAAUUCAAGAGCUACCAAAGGUGAAGUUGUGAGAAAAGCUGGUGGAAUUGGAAUGAUACUCGCUAAUGGUGUGUUCGACGGCGAAGGCCUGGUGGCUGACUGCCAUGUCUUGCCGGCCACCGCCAUCGGAGCAUCCGGAGGUGAUGAGAUUCGGAAGUACAUCACAGUGGCUUCCAAAUCCAAGUCACCGCCCACCGCCACCAUAAUUUUUCGGGGAACCAGGCUAGGGGUCCGUCCAGCCCCUGUCGUGGCCUCAUUCUCCGCCCGUGGCCCCAAUCCAGAGUCACCGGAGAUACUCAAGCCCGAUGUCAUUGCUCCAGGGCUGAACAUCCUCGCAGCCUGGCCCGACCGAGUUGGCCCAUCUGGGAUUCCGUCUGACAAGCGCAGAACAGAGUUUAACAUACUCUCUGGUACAUCAAUGGCGUGCCCACAUAUAUCUGGUCUAGCUGCAUUGCUGAAGGCUGCCCACCCAGAAUGGAGCCCGGCAGCAAUUCGAUCAGCCUUGAUGACAACCGCAUACACAGAAGAUAACCGGGGCGAGACAAUGUUGGAUGAAGCCACAGGGAAUACCUCAACUGUAAUGGAUUUUGGAGCAGGCCAUGUUCAUCCUCAAAAGGCCAUGGACCCUGGCCUAAUCUAUGACUUAACCUCCAAUGAUUACAUCGACUUCCUCUGUAACUCAAAUUACACUGUCACCAACAUUCAGAUGAUCACCAGGAAGAUGGCGGAUUGCAGCAAGGCAAGGAAGGCCGGCCAUGUUGGGAACUUGAAUUAUCCAUCCAUGUCUGCUGUUUUCCAGCAAUAUGGAAAGCACAAGUUCUCGACUCAUUUCAUACGAACCGUGACCAAUGUUGGGGACCCCAAUUCAGUAUACCAAGUGACAGUGAAGCCCCCCACUGGAACACUGGUGACUGUACAGCCGGAAAAGCUUGUGUUCAGGAGGUUGGGGCAGAAGCUGAACUUCCUGGUGAGGGUGGAAGCCAUGGCAGUUAAGCUCUCACCAGGAAGCACUAGUAUAAAGAGUGGCUCUAUAGUAUGGGCAGAUGGGAAGCACACUGUCACUAGUCCCAUAGUUGUGACACUGGAGCAACCUCUGUAGUUAGGGUUUUGGGUUUUGGGGUUUAGGAAUUUUCGUUUCCUUCUUAUAGGAUUAUUAAUUAAUUAUCUCUCCCUAUGUAUAAGUAAACGUUUUCUAUAUCAGAAAGCGAGUGGAGUAAGAAAAAUGUUUGAAGAAA
This is a messenger RNA of Vitis vinifera (wine grape), 2644 nucleotides long. RefSeq names its product subtilisin-like protease SBT1.5. Gene Ontology annotation, molecular function: serine-type endopeptidase activity. The record is from RefSeq and is a predicted model, not a curated record. Lineage: Eukaryota; Viridiplantae; Streptophyta; Magnoliopsida; Vitales; Vitaceae. Gene Ontology annotation, biological process: proteolysis. The transcript has a single exon. The coding region runs from base 145 to 2508 and encodes 787 amino acids.